UGCUUAAAACUUGCUUAAUUUUAAAACAAAUAAAUAUAAAAUAUGAGCAAUAAGCAAAAAUAUAGACCUGAGUGGGAGACGUUGCCGGAAAAUGAAAAAUGGCUGGGCAGGAGCGCGAAUAAUAUGGAUGCGCACUGCAAAGCGUGCCAGACUGACAUUUUGAGUAGGUUGGCGUCACUGAAGCAGCACGCGGCUACACAAAAACAUAAAGAGAAUAUGAAAUUCUUUUGUGGAAAAUCAAAGAUUCAAUCGUUUUUUAAAGAGUCGGACACUCUAGCUACCUCCAUCAAGAAGGCGGAAAUUAUGUUUGCUGCAGCGAUUGCUGAACACAACAUAUCAAUGAGAGCAAUGGACCAUAUUAGCGAUGUGAUCAAGCAUGCGUUUCCCGAUAGUGCCCUUGCGCAAGGGUUUAACUGCCAAAACAGCUUCGCUUACGUACAAUGUACUGGCACCUGUAUGAAGGAGCAACUGAUCUCUAGCUGCUCUGACGAAGAAGGCUAGUAUAUAUAAUUAAAUGUAAUAUUCUGAUCUUAAGAGAAACUAACAAGACUGAACAAUGAAGUUCCUUUACUAUUUUAUUUUAAG
This is a messenger RNA of Drosophila willistoni, 585 nucleotides long. RefSeq lists its product as uncharacterized. Bases 43 to 501 code for a protein of 152 amino acids. The transcript has 2 exons. NCBI's taxonomy places the organism in Eukaryota, Metazoa, Arthropoda, Insecta, Diptera, Drosophilidae. The record is from RefSeq and is a predicted model, not a curated record.